AUUCUAACCAUCUUGUUUUGAUGAUGAAUAUGAAGGCUCGCUAAGCCGGUCUGGAGCGGAGUGUCUCAGUGGCUGCGCUCCUUCCAGAGCCCAAGGACUUACAGCCGCGUCGCUGCCUUCCUGUGCCAACGACCCCCCAAAAGUUGUGAUGCUUUUCUUUACCCAGUGCUUUGGAGCUGUGUUAGAUCUCAUCCACCUCCGCUUUCAGCACUACAAGGCUAAACGGGUGUUCGCCGCCGCUGGCCAACUUGUCUGCGUCGUAAACCCCACGCACAACCUGAAGUAUGUGUCCAGCUGUCGCGCUGUCACUCAGAGUGCACCAGAGCAAGGCGGCUGCCACCACGCCCACCCUCACCACCUCCACCACCAGCAGGCAGAGCUGCGUGCCACCCAGGUGACGCCCUGCCUGUGCCCCCUAUUCUCCUGCCAGUGGGAAGGCCACUUGGAGGUGGUGGUGCCCCACCUGCGGCAGACGCACAGAGUGGAUAUCCUGCAGGGAGCCGAGAUCGUCUUCCUGGCCACGGACAUGCACCUCCCGGCCCCGGCUGACUGGAUCAUCAUGCACUCCUGCCUCGGCCACCACUUUCUGCUGGUGCUCAGGAAGCAGGAGAGGCAUGAAGGGCACCCCCAGUUCUUUGCCACCAUGAUGCUGAUUGGGACCCCCACCCAGGCCGACUGCUUCACCUACCGCCUGGAGCUCAGCAGAAACCAUCGGCGUCUCAAAUGGGAGGCCACCCCCAGGUCUGUCCUUGAGUGUGUGGACUCGGUGAUCACUGAUGGGGACUGCCUCGUCCUCAACACCUCGCUGGCGCAGCUCUUCUCCGACAACGGCAGCCUUGCCAUCGGAAUCGCUAUCACUGCGACAGAGGUCUGCUCCUCAGAAGCCGAGAUGUGAAGUGAGGCCACCGGAGGCUCACACAGCCACCCUCCUCCAAGAAACUCUGCUUGUGCCCAUCGGAUCUCCAGAUUCCAGGGCUCCACACUCCUUUUUAUUCUUCUUCCUUCACCACCCUCCCUCCCUUCCU
This is a messenger RNA of Myotis davidii, 1025 nucleotides long. RefSeq names its product siah E3 ubiquitin protein ligase family member 3 (gene SIAH3). Lineage: Eukaryota; Metazoa; Chordata; Mammalia; Chiroptera; Vespertilionidae. The transcript is spliced from 3 exons. The coding region runs from base 149 to 895 and encodes 248 amino acids. Gene Ontology annotation, cellular component: cytoplasm. Gene Ontology annotation, biological process: proteasome-mediated ubiquitin-dependent protein catabolic process; multicellular organism development. Gene Ontology annotation, molecular function: ubiquitin conjugating enzyme binding; ubiquitin protein ligase activity. The record is from RefSeq and is a predicted model, not a curated record.